Venustampulla echinocandica is the source of this 2049-nucleotide messenger RNA. RefSeq names its product Vacuolar fusion protein mon-1. The transcript is spliced from 3 exons. The record is from RefSeq and is a predicted model, not a curated record. Lineage: Eukaryota; Fungi; Ascomycota; Leotiomycetes; Helotiales; Pleuroascaceae. The coding region runs from base 1 to 2049 and encodes 682 amino acids. Gene Ontology annotation, cellular component: fungal-type vacuole membrane; Mon1-Ccz1 complex. Gene Ontology annotation, biological process: vesicle-mediated transport; protein targeting to vacuole.
AUGCGAGGCUCCCAAGUCCAACGUAGCUCACAUUCAGAUGAACAAACUUAUAAAGCAAUUUCUACACGGCAACUAGUGAAGGGAGAGUCAGAGGGCGAGAAUGAGUCCGUUGGGGCAAUGACGUUAGAUGGUGAGCACGACGCCUCAGAGGGAGCAGAGUCAGGACACCAACGACAACCGGGCACCUCUGGGGUAAAUCCCACGCCAGAGAAUGAUCUUGAGAGGCAAAAUGGUAGUGAGGAAGGACGGCCUCCUCUUCCUCCGCGGCCAUCUCUCCUCCAAGGUGCAGACCGUCCAAAUACACCCCUCUCCCCGAGCAAACGAUCUGCAUUACAGUCAAAACCUACGACAGCGGUUUCAUCAGUAGAUAUACAAACUCUCUCAUUUCCCGAUGGCUCCAGGGGAACCUUUCCAACACCGGCGAGCCGGUCAGUGUCUGAAUCAGUACCGGUGCCGGGACUUUCUCCAGGCCAGAGUACGCCAAGUAGGAAGGUCAGCCGCAGUGGGAGCGAAUUUGACGAUAGCACGAGCGUUAUGAGCUAUGCCCCAACUUUAAGAGCGAAUGGAGAUCUUGCAAGUCUACUAAAUGAGGGUCUUAAUUCGAAUAGCCCUGCGUGGCAACUCCUAAGUGCCCAGGCGGAUACUGUGAAUCCAUUUGAGACGGUGAACUACGAAGAGCCCUCGUUGCAGAAUUUCGAGCACGAGUUUGAUGAUAUUGAGGUCGUGGAUAGUAAGAAAGGCAAUGAAGAGGAAGUCCUGUGUCAAUGGAAAUCAAAAUUGAAGCAUUACUUGAUUCUAUCCUCAGCUGGAAAGCCCAUAUACAGCAGGCAUGGAGAUCAAAAUUUAGUCAAUGGCUACAUUGGGAUAAUACAAACCAUUAUCUCCUUUUAUCAGGAAGCGGAAGACCCAUUAAUGGGGUUUACUGCGGGUGGCACGAGAUUCGUGGUGAUGACUGAUGGUCCACUCUACUUUGUGGCGAUAAGCAAGCUUGGAGAAAGCGAUUCCCAGCUUCGAUCCCAAUUAGAAGCAUUAUAUAUGCAGAUUCUUUCAACGUUGACGCUCCCCACCUUGACGCAACUCUUUACAAAUCGCCCCAAUACGGAUCUUCGCAGGCCAUUAGAAGGAACGGAGGGCUUAUUAUCGUCCUUAGCAGACACUUUCACGAAGGGCUCCGCGUCCAGCCUGCUCUCAGCCCUAGAAUGCUUAAAAAUCAGAAAGUCCCAGAGACACACAAUCAACAAUACCCUCUUGAGAACACGCACAGACAGACUCCUCUACGGUCUGAUAGUUGCAGGAGGAAGGCUUGUUAGUGUUAUCAGACCAAAGAGGCACUCACUCCAUCCAAGUGAUCUACAACUAAUUUUCAAUAUGUUAUUCGAAGCCGGAAGUGUGAGGGAUGGUGGGGGAGAAAAUUGGAUACCUUUAUGCCUUCCAGGGUUCAACAACAAGGGUUAUCUUUACAUGUAUGUCAGCUUCUUGAGCGCUCUGGAUGACACGGAAUCCCCAAAUGAGCGACCCUCGACUGCUGAUGGCCGCCGAGAAGAUGAGAUUGCCGUACUUCUCAUCAGCGCGGACAAAGAAGCCUUUUUUGAGCUCAAGCAGAUGCGAGAUGAUGUUGUCCACCAAUUGGACAAGAACGGAAGCAUGAACAUUAUAAAAACCGCUGUACGCCAGGGACGCCCACGCAUAACCGACAUUGCCCCUGGAACUCAACUGCGACAUUUCCUAUACAAAUCACGUGCCAAUGUUCAAUUUGCUAUGCCAUCAUUCUCUCCACACUUUAACAGUCUUCUUACGCGGAGAAGACUAAUGAGCCUCUAUCAUAAUUUGCAUGCUUCAACGCACGCAAAACACUCUCAUGUUAAAGUCCUCCAUUGUGUCAGCGAGGACAGCACCUCUCUAGCAUGGACAUCUCCUGUAUUUGAGUUCUACUGUGUCGCCGGCCCGAACUCGUCGCGGGCUGCCCUAGCCCAAGGCGCAAACCAGGUGAUCCAAUGGGUGAAACGGGAAGAGGAACGGGUGUUCAUAAUCGGCGGCGCUGUAUUCUAG